AUGGUUCGAGUGUACAGCUACAUCCUCAGAUGCGAUUCUUGCGGUAACUACGGGCACUUCGGAUGGCUGUACCGGUGUAGCCAGGACCAGGAGGAAAUCUUGCGCAACUGCAUCUCCAAUGGCGAAGAGGUUACCUUUGACGAUAUCGGUAGGCAUCUGGUUGCUGCCGUUCAGCCAAGGAACCGCGGUCCGGAGAAACGAUCAGGGAAUGCUGCCAGCUUUCUCGAGGAGAUGCCCCCGAGGGAUAUCACGACCACCUACACGACCGACCAACUCAUGACCAUCUUCAACCAGCGGAAGCACCUUGGAGACGUCCUUCGUCGAGAAUCUUUCCGAGCGAAGCCGGCACCUAACCAAGGCCACGAUGGCACGCAUUCGUCCAGCACCUACGAUUUGGACGACAUUCUAGAGACCAACAUGUCCGCUCCUUGGGUUCCCAAGUCCAAAGAUGAGUGUCAGUACAAGAUCUGCUCGUACUGUCGCCCCGGAGGAGCAGACCGAGCGUAUAUCAGUCUGGAUGGUAUCGCUAAGGGCAACAUUCCCGCCACCGCUGCCACCGGCUACGGCUUCCACCUCUUUCGCGAGAGACCCGUAUGCAACUCUCAAUUGCUUGCCAACAUUGGUCUUCGAUCAUCUUCAGCGGUCUCAACCGGGUCCUCUGCAUCAUCAUCGUCAGAUACGGGCAAAUACAUCAGCGAUGCUCAGCUAGCGAGCCACUUGGCAACGCAGCUCAAUAUACGUGGCUCCUCGUCACUCGACCCGCGACCAGUGACCCCUUACACUCUUCUUCUCCCACACGCCAAUCUGCCCCGAUCCCCAGGUACCCCGAACCUCGCCGCCGAAGUCGAGAAGCCUUCCGGACCUAAUGAAGACGACUCUUCGUGGCUGGACACGACGGCUUCGACCACGAGUCUUCCGGCCGGUGUAAGUGGUCAUCUUGGCGACGACGCCACAGAAAUGGAGGAACAGGAGGAAGAGCAGGGGAGUUUCCUCGCACAGCCUCUCACUGUCCCGAACGGUGUGGCCGUCUUGGAAGAGAGCGUGGGGAUGCAUGAGCCGGACUUGAUCACUCAGGUUUGA
Molecule: messenger RNA, 1080 nt
Organism: Colletotrichum acutatum
Lineage: Eukaryota; Fungi; Ascomycota; Sordariomycetes; Glomerellales; Glomerellaceae
Exons: 4
Coding region: 1-1080 (359 amino acids)
Source: RefSeq, a predicted model, not a curated record